AUGACCGCUGAAACUGCUACAAUUGAAAAGACAUACUGUGCUGGUCUCCAAUGUGGGAAGGAAACCACCUCUCAACUGAAGUGUCCCAUUUGUUUGAAGGCUGGAAUCGUAUCAAUCUUUUGUGAUGAGACAUGUUUCAAAGAAAAUUAUAAAUCUCACAAGGCCUUGCAUUACAAAGAAGGCGAAGAAGGUGAUGAAAAGUCUUCAUACGAUCCAUUCCCUAAGUUCAACUAUAGAGGUGACGUGAGACCACAUUAUCCAUUGACUCCAAAGAGGUAUGUUCCUGAAGAUAUCCCAAAGCCAGACUGGGCUGCUAAUGGGUUACCAAUAGAAGAACAGAGAAAUGAUAGAUUGAACAAGAUUCCUAUUUAUAAUAAGAAUGAGAUCAAGAAGAUCAGAAAGGCAUGUAUGUACGGGAGAGAAGUUCUUGAUAUUGCUGCUGCUGCGGUAAGACCCGGUAUUACCACUGAUGAAAUAGAUGAAAUAGUUCAUAAUGAAACUAUUAAGAGAGGUUGUUAUCCAUCUCCACUAAAUUAUUAUAACUUCCCUAAAUCUGUGUGUACCUCUAUUAAUGAAGUCAUUUGUCAUGGGAUCCCAGAUAAGACUGUCUUGAAAGAAGGUGACAUUGUUAAUCUAGAUGUCUCUUUAUACUACGAAGGAAUGCAUGCUGAUUUAAAUGAAACAUAUUACGUUGGUGAAAACAUCUCCAAGGAAGCUAUCAACACAGUAGAAACUGCUAGAGAAUGUUUGAAAUUGGCUAUAAAACAUUGUAAACCAGGUGUUACAUUCCAAGAAUUGGGUGACCAUAUUGAAAAACAUGCUCUUGAAAAUAAGUGUUCCGUAGUGAGAACUUACUGUGGUCACGGUGUGGGUAAAUUUUUCCAUUGUUCUCCAAAUGUGCCUCAUUAUGCCAACAAUAGAACUGCCGGUGUCAUGAAACCAGGUAUGGUGUUUACCAUUGAACCAAUGAUCAAUGAGGGUACCUGGAAAGAUGUCACUUGGCCUGAUGAUUGGACUUCCACUACUCAAGACGGGAAGAGAAGUGCUCAAUUCGAACACUCUCUGCUGAUCACGGAAACUGGUGUGGAAAUCUUAUCUGCAAGAAAUAAGAAGUCCCCAGGUGGUCCAAGAUGUAGAACUAAAUAA
Messenger RNA from Naumovozyma castellii, 1146 nucleotides. It is a transcript of the gene MAP1, whose product is annotated as methionine aminopeptidase MAP1. The record is from RefSeq and is a predicted model, not a curated record. The transcript has a single exon. The coding region runs from base 1 to 1146 and encodes 381 amino acids. NCBI's taxonomy places the organism in Eukaryota, Fungi, Ascomycota, Saccharomycetes, Saccharomycetales, Saccharomycetaceae.